AUGGUGAUAUCCACGUUUUUUGUUUGUUUAAAAUGUAGUAAUAUUUCUGUUGACCUGUACAAAGACUUCGACUAUAUAGGGGAUACGAUAACAAUUAACUCAAUUUUUGAGUUGAAGCAAAAUGUGGUCCAUAGAGGUGAAUUACAAGGCAUUCUGAUUGAAAACCAAAAUGUUCCAGUAUUACCAAAUAACUUUUUGAAUGGAAUCAGUGUAAGAGAACUCUCAAUUACUAAAUCCCAAGUAAGAGAUGUUGAACCUGGUGCAUUAGAUAUGGCUUCUGUCGUUAACCUAAUAUUGAAUGAUAACCAAAUUGCAAGAAUAAGAAAAGGUAUAUUUAACAAAAAAUCAUUUAGUUCACUUAAUUUAAACAAUAACAAUAUAUCCCAUAUAGAAGAUGACGCAUUUCAAGGUGCAAAUAUCGAAAAACUGAGCUUGGAUGGUAACAAGAUGACAAAAUUGACUUCAAAAAUGUUUACCCGUUCGCAUAUAGCAGUUAUUUCGCUACAAUCGAACGGAAUAAGUAACAUAGAGGAUGGUACCUUUGCUAAAAUCGAUAACUUGAGGGAAUUAAUUCUAAAUGACAACCAACUGGAGGUUAUUGGAAACGUCUUUCGGAACUUGACAAAUUUACACGAUUUGUACUUGAAACAAAACCAAAUUAAGACACUUGAACCUGGAUGUUUUGACGGUUCUGGGAUCUACUACCUUUAUCUUGGAAGUAACCAACUGACUCAUAUUGCAAAAGGUGUGUUUUAUAAAGUACCUCUCGUCAUAUUGCAUGUUAGUGAUAAUAGAAUUUCAAAAAUUGAUAAAGGUGCUUUAGCCGGUAUUUCAACGCUGAAAUAUGUUCACUUACAUAAUAACAAUCUUGGAGAUUUAAAGCUGUCUACUCUUGACUUCCUCAAUACUCCUUUAAACUAUCUAGUUCUGAGUGAUAACUGCAUUUCAAAUAUUGAUAUUGGUGUGUUUAAAAAUAGUAAAAUAGAUGACUUGGACCUAAGCAGAAACCAGAUAAAAUCGAUUAAAAAAAAGCUUUUCCAAAAUGUUAUAAUUCACACCAUUAACUUGAGUGAAAAUGAAAUUAGCGAAAUAGAAGAAGAUGCUUUUGACGAUAUCGAGGAUUUAAGUAGCAUAGAUGUGAGCUUGAACAAACUUAAAGAAGUUAAGAAGAGGAUGUUCAGUCUACCAUUGGAUAAAGUUAAUUUGGAAGGUAAUGUAAUAACUUACAUCGAUAGUGAUGCCCUCAAUGGUCUUCCGCUGUCACAUCUUCAGAUAAAAAAUAAUCAUAUUGCUACCAACAACAACGCUUAA
Molecule: messenger RNA, 1311 nt
Organism: Diabrotica virgifera virgifera (western corn rootworm)
Lineage: Eukaryota; Metazoa; Arthropoda; Insecta; Coleoptera; Chrysomelidae
Product: toll-like receptor 6
Exons: 1
Coding region: 1-1311 (436 amino acids)
Molecular function (GO): protein binding
Source: RefSeq, a predicted model, not a curated record